This is a messenger RNA of Hevea brasiliensis (rubber tree), 1887 nucleotides long. RefSeq lists its product as uncharacterized. The transcript has 5 exons. The record is from RefSeq and is a predicted model, not a curated record. Lineage: Eukaryota; Viridiplantae; Streptophyta; Magnoliopsida; Malpighiales; Euphorbiaceae. Bases 687 to 1637 code for a protein of 316 amino acids.
CAUUUUCUCUUCUCUCUCCUCUCCUUCCCUCUCUUCUUUUUCUUUCUUUUGUCGGUGACCAGCCAGCGACCUCCCGAGCAGCUCCCCACCCGGCCGGCGAACCUCCGGCGAUGUAUAGACACCAGAAACGGCGGCAAGAGAGGGAGAGGAGAGUGAAAACGCGCGCACAGUGGGCAGCGGCUUUCCAGGGCGAUUCCGGCUUCAUCCGACGUCCGAUCGAAGCGAUUCAGGUGGUGUUGGAAAGUUUGUUCCGAGAACUUUCUUUUGAUACCAAUUUUGCAGCAAAUGGAGGUCGGAUGAGUGAGAUAUGGAGGAGAGAAGUUUCGGAUUUUUCAAGCUUUUUCGUCAGAUCUACGACGAUCCGACCGUUGGAUCGACGAUCCGAGACCACCUAUGGACUGAGGAAGAGGAGAGGAACAUGGUGGUAUGAUCAGAUCCGGCAAAUGUCGCCGGCGGCCGGCCACCGUGCGCGGUGGUUCCGGCGGUGGCUCCAGUGGGCUAUGGAGAUAAUUCAACUUCCAGAGGCUUCCUCAUAAAUUUUUAGAAUUUUUGAAACACAGAUAAACUUCAGGUGAUCGAGGUCAGCUAUUUUUCUGCAUCCAACAGCCACAAUAGUCAUCGGUGUACUGCCACAGGAGAAGUUAUUUUACAGAGCAACCUGUUUUCUUUCUCGCAGAUUUUCCCUCAUGGAAGGAAUAGCCCGAGUUCGAGCAUUCUCAUCUCCGGAAUUGGCACCUCCUUCUCCAACGAAAGCUGUACGCCCAGAAGAUUAUAGUUUAGAAGGCAUUGCAACAAAUGUGAAGCUGCUGCUAAAACUAAUUCAAGAGCAUAAUGGAGCGAGCACUAACGAUGACCGGAAAAUGCAAAGGAUUGCUGGAAUGAUCACCAUCCUAGAUGAUGUUAAAUCGCGAAUCGAAAAGUCUCAAUCUGCUAGGAAAAGAUUAGCUGAGCUCAGGAGGUGCAACACAGAACUUAGGCCUAGUCGAUCUCCUAGAGACAAGAAGCCUCAAGACCCGGUGACGACCGAUGAUAAUGAGAGGUUGAGAAAACAGCUCAAUGCAAGCUUGGCUUCAAGAAAGAGCCUGGAAAUUAUGUGUUCAAGCUUGGGAAAGGAAAAGGAAAUAAUGGCCUGUGAGCUUGCCAGAAAGGUUUAUGAGUUGAAUGAAAUGGAGGAACUUGUCAGUGACCUCAAGGCACAAAACGCUACAUUGUUAACAAAACUACAAUCUCAUGCCGCGGAGCAUAAGGAGAAGAAAAGCAGUGCAGGGGAUGCUCAAGGGAAUGCAGCUCUUCAGGAUCGUAACAAGGCACUUUCGGAGCAACUCCUCAAGUCCCUUGAUAGUUAUCGAUCUUUAAAGAGGAAAUACAAGGAUGCAAAAGAGAAGAACUCAGAAAUUAGGAAGACAAUGGAAGAAAUCAGGGUUGAAGUAAGUGCAGGUCUUGAACAGAUCCGUAGCUUCAGGCAAAGAAUGGCCUCAACCAAAGAUCAACAAGCAGAUAUAGAAGAGGAGAUUUCAGCGUUAGAGCAAAUGUUCGAGCGAUUUAACAUGAAAAUCUCUAAGCAUGAAGAGAAGAAUAUCGAAUGUGCUAAACCAAAAGCUGAGAUCAGUGCCACCAAGCCCCCUGUUCUCGCAUGAGAAGGAAAGGAUGACUGAAAUAAUAAGCUGUCUACUCUGGAAUUUUUCUGCUGCUUUUUGUUUUUAUAUUUUGUAUAAUUCAGAUCGAAGAUCAUACGUAUUGAUUGUUAAGAGGCAAGCAGUUGUAAUGCGCCAAAGUAGAAGUUAUUAGUCACGCGCGCAUUGUGAAUUUCAGUUCAAUUGACUAGUUGAGUUACAGUGUAUUGUCUCCAAAUAGUUUGCAUUAAUUCCAAAAUUUUUUUAUCUUUUC